UACUUAUAUUCACGUGAAAUCUUCAACGCCAGCAAAUCUUUAAUCCUUAAAAUUAAAUAGUAAGAUUUUUUGUGCUCUAUAAAUAGAAUUUUGGUUCAUUUCAUUUGAUCCAUCACACUAUACUCUAUAUCUUUUAGAUACUUAAAAACAAUUAUUUUUCAAAAUGGCUUCAACAAAAAAUUUGCUCAUUUUUGGUCUUUUGCUUGCUAUUGUCCUUAUUUCUUUCCAAGUGGGAGCUUCAUCUACUCAAAAAGAAAACAAGGCGAGUGGUGAUGUACAAGAAGCUCAGCUCGGAGGUGGUGGAUACCCGGGGAAUGGACGUGGUGGGGGCUACCCUGGACGUGGAGGAGGAGGAGGAGGACGUAACGGAUAUCCAUGGAGAGGUUGCCGAUAUGGUUGUUGCCGUGGGUUCCGUUAUGGCAAUGGAUGUGCAAAAUGUUGUUUCACUGCUCAUCAAACACCUGAUGCUGUAUUUGAAGAUGAUAUCAACAAUUGAUUGAUCAUUUUGUGUCUUAAAUAUAUGUUGUUGGUUUUUUUGUCCUAAGAAAAUAAGGCAUGUUGUUGUCUUCAUUUGGACACAUACUCAUGUGUGUGUAUGUGUUCAAUUGUUUGACAUUGCCAAUGAAUAAACCACUAUUAUCUAGGAGGUUUUGUUGUGAUUUUUGUAUUUUAGUUAUAAUGUAUGCAAUUUGGAGUUUUUACAUAAUGAAGUUGCUCUUAUUUUAUGAGUUA
Molecule: messenger RNA, 732 nt
Organism: Solanum stenotomum
Lineage: Eukaryota; Viridiplantae; Streptophyta; Magnoliopsida; Solanales; Solanaceae
Product: glycine-rich cell wall structural protein-like
Exons: 2
Coding region: 164-496 (110 amino acids)
Source: RefSeq, a predicted model, not a curated record